This is a messenger RNA of Corythoichthys intestinalis (scribbled pipefish), 9314 nucleotides long. RefSeq names its product ubiquitin protein ligase E3 component n-recognin 5 (gene ubr5). Gene Ontology annotation, cellular component: nucleus; cytoplasm. The coding region runs from base 202 to 8808 and encodes 2868 amino acids. The record is from RefSeq and is a predicted model, not a curated record. Gene Ontology annotation, biological process: positive regulation of canonical Wnt signaling pathway; protein polyubiquitination. Gene Ontology annotation, molecular function: ubiquitin binding; RNA binding; zinc ion binding. The transcript has 58 exons. NCBI's taxonomy places the organism in Eukaryota, Metazoa, Chordata, Actinopteri, Syngnathiformes, Syngnathidae.
AGAGCGCGUGCGUGUGCUCUAAUCAACACACACAAGAAGCUUGCUCGAGUUAAGAUGGCGGCAUGUGGGUGAAGAGGCUGGGCUCUAAACUCGAGUUUUCUCACCAUUAAACGAUUCCUAUGAGCCCGAAAAUAGACAUUAGUCGACAUAACAACAAUUUCCCCAUCUUUCGUACGCCUGGAUGUGAUUUAGGAUUGCCCCAUGACAUCUAUACACUUCGUGGUUCACCCGUUGCCGGGGACUGAGGAUCAGCUCAAUGACAGGCUUCGUGAAGUGUCAGAGAAACUCAACAAAUAUAGUUUCAUUAGUCAUCCGCAUCUUAGCCUAUUGGAGCAGGCCACGCUGAAACAGUGUGUUGUUGGGCCCAACCAUGCUGGGUUUCUUCUUGAGGAUGGACGAGUAUGUAGAAUCAGCUUUGCUGUCCAGCCUGAUCGUCUGGAGCUUAGUAAACCUGAUGGCACUGAUGGUUCAAAGUUGAGCACUGGUUCAGGGACAGGAAGGAGCUCCAGGCCAGGCAGGACUAGUGAUCCGCCCUGGUUCCUGUCUGGUUCUGACACACUGGGCAGACUGGCAGGCAACACCCUUGGGAGCCGCUGGAGCUCUGGUGUAAAUGGAGGCAGUGGCGGAAGUGGAAGUGCUGGUGGAGCAGGAGGGGGCGGCACAGGAGGGGGCACCAGUGGCAGUGGAGCGAGUGGAGGAGGAGGAGGAGGAGGAGGUGGUGGUGGUGGAAGUAGCAACACUUCAGGCAGAUCAUCAUCAACAGCAGCUCGCGACUCCCGUCGGCAGACCAGGGUGAUCCGGACAGGAAGAGACCGGGGAUCAGGUCUUCUUGGUAGCCAGCCUCAACCAGUCAUACCAGCCUCAGUCAUCCCAGAAGAACUUAUAUCCCAGGCCCAAGUGGUCCUUCAGGGUAAAUCUAGGAGUGUGAUCAUUCGGGAACUCCAGAGAACCAACCUGGAUGUCAACUUGGCUGUCAACAACCUGCUGAGCAGAGAUGAUGAAGAUGGAGAUGAUGGUGAUGACACAGCCAGCGAGUCCUACCUCCCUGGAGCAGAGGACCUGAUGUCCUUGCUGGAUGCAGACAUUCACUCAGCCCAUCCCAGCGUGAUUAUUGAUGCAGAUGCAAUGUUCUCCGAGGACAUAAGUUACUUUGGAUACCCCUCUUUUCGACGAUCCUCUCUGUCCCGCCUAGGAUCGUCCCGAGUUCUCCUUCUUCCCUUAGAGCGCGACUCUGAGCUUUUGCGUGAGCGGGAGUCUGUGUUGAGAUUACGUGAGCGCCGCUGGCUCGACGGGGCUUCGUUUGAUGCAGAGCGAGGAUCUACAAGCCGUGAUGGAGAACCCUGCUUGGACAAGAAGAACAUCCCAAUCCAGAGUCCUGUGUCCCUUGGAGAGGAGCUUCAGUGGUGGCCUGACAAGGACGGCGUGAAGUUUGUCAGUAUUGGGGCCAUGUUCUCUGAGUUGGUGGCUGUCAGCUCCAAAGGUGAACUAUAUCAGUGGAAGUGGAGUGAACCAGAACCAUACAGGAAUGCCCAGAAUCCUUCCAUUCAUCAUCCUCGUGUGUCCUUCCUGGGGUUGGCCAAUGAAAGGAUCACCUUAUUGUCAGCCAAUAGCAUCAGAGCCACUGUAGCAACAGAGACCAACAAGGUGGCAACUUGGGUUGAUGACACACUAAACACAGUAGCUGCAAAGCUGGAGCACACUGCUCAAGCUUUCCCUGAACUUCAGGGGGAACGAAUGGUGUCCCUCUACUGCUGUGCACUCUACACCUGUGCACAAUUAGAGAACAGCCUCUACUGGUGGGGUGUGGUGCCUUUUAGUCAACGGAAGAAAAUGCUUGAAAAGGCCAGAGCCAAGAAUAAAAAGCCAAAGUCAAGUGCUGGCAUUUCCUCAAUACCCAACAUCACAGUGGGAACCCAAGUAUGCCUGAGGAAUAAUCCACUCUACCAUGCUGGAGCAGUGGCCUUUUCAGUUAAUGCAGGGAUUCCCAAAGUGGGCGUUUUGUUGGAGUCUGUGUGGAAUAUGAAUGACAGCUGCAGGUUUCAGCUGCGUUCGCCAGAGAGCCUAAAGAACAUGGAGAAGACCACUAAAACCCAAGAAACCAAGACAGAAAGCAAGCCGGAGUUGGUGAAGACUGAGAUGGGUCCUCCUCCUUCUCCAGCUUCUACAUGCAGUGAUACCUCCUCCAUUGCUAGCAGUGCUUCCCUGCCAUACAAGCGAAGGCGUUCCACCCCAGCCCCAAAGGAGGAAGAAAAGGUGAAUGAGGAGCAGUGGCCCCUCAGAGAGGUGGUGUUUGUGGAGGAUGUUAAAAACGUUCCUGUAGGAAAGGUGCUGAAAGUGGAUGGUGCAUAUGUUGCAGUGAAGUUUCCGGGCACAUCAAGUAGCGUGAGCAACCAGAGCACCACUGCCCCUCCAGACUCCGACCCCUCUUCACUGCUUCAGGACUGUAGGCUCCUUAGAAUAGAUGAGCUGCAGGUCGUCAAAACUGGGGGAACUCCUAAGGUUCCCGAUUGUUUUCAGCGCACACCCAAAAAGCUUUGUAUCCCAGAAAAGGCAGAAAUCCUGGCUGUCAAUGUAGAUUCCAAAGGAGUCCAUGCUGUACUGAAAACCGGUAAUUGGGUUAGGUACUGUAUUUUUGACUUGGCCACUGGCAAAGCUGAGCAGGAAAAUAACUUCCCAACGAGCAACAUGGCUUUUUUAGGACAAAAUGAGCGUAAUGUGGCCAUCUUUACUGCGGGACAGGAGUCACCAAUCAUUCUUCGAGAUGGAAAUGGCACAAUUUAUCCAAUGGCCAAGGACUGCAUGGGUGGAAUUCGAGAUCCUGACUGGCUAGAUCUGCCACCAAUAAAUAGUCUCGGGAUGGGGGUGCACUCUCUUGCCAAUCUCCCCUCUAACUCCACCAUAAAAAAGAAAGCUGCAAUUAUAAUUAUGGCUGUUGAGAAACAGACGCUGAUGCAGCAUGUUUUGCGUUGUGAUUAUGAAGCGUGUCGGCAGUACCUGGUGAACCUUGAACAAGCCUUUCUCUUGGAUCAGGGUAGCCAUGCCCUCAAUGCACUUCUUGGCCAUCGUUGUGAUGGAAACCGCAACAUUCUGCAUGCUGCUGUUUCUGUAUGCUUUCCUGUUAGUAACAAGGAAACCAAAGAGGAGGAAGAAGCUGAACGAUCAGAGAGGAACACAUUUGCUGAGCGCUUAUCUGCUGUCGAGGCUAUUGCAAAUGCCAUCUCUGUGGUCUCCAGCAACAGCUCUGGAAAUAGGACUGGCUCCUCCAGUAGCAGAGGGCUUCGGCUAAGAGAAAUGAUGCGGCGCUCUCUAAGAGCAGCCGGCCUCGGCCGUCAUGAGUCAGGCCCAUCCUCCAGUGACCACCAGGACCCUGUUUCACCCCCAAUUGCACCACCAAGUUGGGUUCCUGAUCCCCCGCCCAUGGACCCCGAUGGUGACAUUGAUUUCAUUCUAGCACCACCCAUGAGUUCACUAACAACAGCCUCCACUGGGACCAGCCAGGGCCCGAGCACUUCUACAAUACCAGCAGGACCAUUGACAGAGCCAUCGGUUGUUGAAUCUAAAGACAGGAAGGCCAAUGCCCACCUUAUCCUCAAGCUCAUGUGUGACAGUGUUGUUCUCAGGCCCCAUCUACGUGAGCUAUUGUCUGCUAAGGAUGCACGAGGAAUGACCCCAUUCAUGUUGGCAGUCAGUGGGAGGGCCUACCCGGCAGCCAUCACAGUUUUGGAGGCAGCACAGAAAAUGGCCAAAGGCGACCCAAGCAUUGCAGAGAAGGAGGAUUCAGACUCUGUUUUCAUGGAAAUGAUUUGUCCCCUGGGGACCAACCCGGAUGAUUCACCCCUUUAUGUCCUUUGCUGCAAUGACACAUGUAGCUUUACUUGGACUGGAGCUGAGCACAUUAAUCAGGACAUCUUUGAGUGCCGGACAUGCGGAUUACUUGAGUCCCUUUGCUGCUGCACUGAGUGUGCCAGAGUGUGUCACAAAGGACAUGACUGCAAACUCAAGAGGACCUCUCCCACAGCAUACUGUGACUGCUGGGAAAAGUGCAAGUGUAAAACACUGAUUGCAGGUCAAAAGGCUGCUCGGCUAGAUUUGCUGUACCGAUUGCUCACAACCACAAACUUGGUUACAGCACCAAACAGCAGAGGUGAGCAUAUACUACUGUUCCUGGUGCAAACCGUUGCCAGACAGAGUGUAGAGCACUGUCAGUACAGGCCACCACGCAUCAGAGAGGACAGAAAUCGCAAGGCUGCAAGUGCAGAUGAUUCUGAUAUGCCAGAUCAUGACCUGGAGCCUCCCCGCUUUGCUCAACUGGCUCUGGAGAGGGUCCUGCAGGACUGGAAUGCCCUGAAAUCUAUGAUCAUGUUUGGUUCCCAAGAGAAUAAAGAUCCUCUUAGUGCCAGCAGCAGAAUUGCCCACCUCCUUCCUGAAGAGCAGGUCUAUUUGAAUCAGCAAAGUGGCACCAUUCGCCUUGACUGUUUUACCCACUGCCUCAUUGUCAAGUGUGCUCCUGAUAUCACUUUCAUAGACACUUUACUUGGUACACUGGUGAAGGAGUUGCAAAACAAGUACACUCCUGGCCGAAGAGAGGAGGCAGUCAACGUGACGAGGAGAUUUUUACGCUCUGUAUCAAGAGUAUUUGUAAUCCUCAGUGUGGAGAUGGCGUCAUCCAAAAAGAAAAACAACUUCAUCCCCCAACCUAUUGGUAAAUGCCGCCGUGUUUUCCAAGCUCUUUUACCCUACGCUGUAGAGGAACUCUGCAAUGUGGCGGAGUCGUUAAUCGUUCCUGUGCGAAUGGGAAUCGCAAGACCUACAGCUCCAUUUACAUUAGCUAGUACCAGUAUUGAUGCCGUCCAGGGUAGUGAGGAGCUCUUCUCUGUUGAACCACUUCCUCCAAGACCUUCACCAGAUCAAUCUAGCAAUUCCAGUCAGACGACUGCUUCUUAUAUUAUUAGGAACCCCCAACCCAGGCACAGUGGGCAGUCUCAACCUGUCAGAGGCCGAGAUGAGGAACAUGAUGACAUCGUUUCAGCAGAUGUGGAAGAGGUUGAAGUUGUUGAGGGAGUAGCGGGUGAGGAAGACCAUCAUGAUGAUCAAGAAGAACAGGGAGAGGAAAAUGCUGAGGCAGAAGGGCAGCAUGAUGAGCAUGAUGAAGAUGGGAGUGACAUGGAACUUGAUCUUCUCGCGGCGGCUGAAACUGAAAGCGACAGUGAAAGUAACCACAGCAAUCAGGACAAUGCUAGUGGCCGUAGGAGUGUUGUCACAGCAGCAACAGCUGGCUCUGAAGCAGGUGCCAGCAGUGUCCCUGCCUUCUUUUCAGAAGACGAUUCCCAGUCCAAUGACUCUAGUGACUCAGACAGCAGCAGCAGUCAAAGCGAUGAUGUUGACCAAGAGACAUUUUUGUUUGACGAGCCCCUGGAGAGGACUACCAAUGCUACCCAUGCAAAUAGUGCUGCCCAGGCUCCUCGAUCCAUGCAGUGGGCUGUUAGAAACACUCCCAGCCAAAGGGCUACUGGAAGUGCUCCCCCCAACUCUUCAACAUCAGCAGCAAGCUCCACUGGUCUCAUAUAUAUCGACCCAACAAAUUUGCGUCGCUCAAGUGCAAUCAGCUCUAGUGCUGCUGCAGCGGCAGCUGCUCUGGAGGCCAGUAACUCAAGCAGCUAUCUGACUUCUGCCAGCAGCCUAGCCCGAGCCUACAGCAUUGUCAUUAGGCAGAUCUCGGAUCUCAUGAGUUUGAUUCCAAAGUACAACCACCUUGUCUACUCUCAGUAUCCUGCCUCUGUGAAGCUAACCUAUCAGGAUGCAGUCAACCUGCAGAACUAUGUUGAGGAAAAGUUGAUUCCCACUUGGAACUGGAUGGUAGCCAUCAUGGAUUCCACUGAGGCACAGUUGAGAUAUGGCUCAGCCUUGUCAUCUGCCGGAGACCCGGGUCACCCCAGUCAUCCACUGCAUGCCUCCCAGCAUUCUGCACGGAGGGAACGCAUGACUGCUCGGGAAGAGGCCAACCUCCGCACUUUAGAAGGGCGCAGGAGAGCGGCUACUCUGCUGACCGCUCGCCAGGGCAUGUCUGCACGUGGUGACUUCCUGAAUUACGCUCUGUCACUCAUGCGCUCCCACAACGAUGAGCACUCGGAUGUUCUUCCUGUAUUAGAUGUGUGCUCGCUGAAACAUGUUGCAUACGUUUUCCAAGCGCUUAUCUACUGGAUUAAAGCUAUGAACCAACAGACCACUCUAGAGACCCCACAAGUUGAUCGAAAGAGAAAUCGAGAGAUUUUGGAAUUGGGUUUAGACAAUGAGGACUCUGAACACGAAAAUGAUGAGGACACCAAUCAAAGUGCAAAUUUACAGGAUAAAGAGGAAGAUUCUGUUCCUGCUGAAACGGGUCAGAAUCAUCCUUUCUUCCGUCGCUCUGAUUCCAUGACCUUUUUGGGAUGUAUCCCACCGAACCCGUUUGACGUUCCUUUGGCUGAGGCCAUUCCAUUGGCAGACCAACCUCACCUUUUACAGCCUAAUGCGAGGAAGGAAGAUCUGUUUGGGCGACCUUCUCAAGGCUUGUAUUCCUCCUCCUCCUCUUCCAUGGCAGCCAAAGGCCUGGCUGAGGCAAGCCUGGACAGAAACUGCCUGGAGGUAAACUUGGGCUCCUCUCUACCCUCCCCUUCUCAGGUAUACCACCCCUCUUCACGUGAAAGACAGAUCCUGCCCACUAAAAUGUCUUACUCGGCCAACUUGAAGAAUGUGAUGAGUAUGGAGACUGCUCAGCGUCCCUCUGAGAACCAGGCGCUAGCAGACCAGGAGCUGGAAACCUCAAAAGCGGGCCCUUCACCCCACGACCUUGCUGCUCAACUCAAAAGUAGCCUGCUCGCUGAAAUUGGCCUCACUGAAAGUGAAGGACCUCCUCUUCCAUCAUUCAGACCUCAUUGUAGCUUCAUGGGGAUGAUGAUUUCACAUGACAUGCUGCUCGGACGCUGGCGUCUGUCACUUGAACUCUUUGGGCGUGUCUUCAUGGAGGAUGUCGGCGCUGAGCCUGGAUCGAUUCUUACUGAGCUUGGUGGCUUUGAGGUGAAGGAGUCAAAGUUCCGCCGAGAAAUGGAGAAGCUAAGGAACCUACAGUCCCGGGACUUGGCCUUGGAAGUUGAUCGUGAUAGAGACCAGCUAAUACAACAGACCAUGCGUCAGCUCAACACUCACUUUGGCAGGAGGUGCACAACUACACCCAUGGCCGUACACAGGGUAAAGGUCACCUUCAAAGAUGAGCCGGGCGAGGGCAGUGGCGUGGCCCGCAGCUUCUACACAGCCAUUGCACUGGCGCUGCUCUCCAACGAUAAGCUGCCCAAUUUGGACUGCGUCCAAAGUGUCAGCAAGGGCAUGCAGGCCAGCAGUACGUGUCAUCACGAUUACAAUUCAAAUCUAAUGCAGCGUUUGAGAAACAGAGAUCGAGAAAGGGAAAGGAGAAGCGGUGGUCUGCGAGCGGGUUCCAGGAGAGAUCGGGACAGAGACUCUAGAAGACAACUUUCAAUAGACACCAGGCCAUUCAGGCCGUCAUCGGAGGGCAACCCCAAUGAUGAGCCGGAUCCCCUUCCUGCCCACAGACAAGCUUUAGGGGAAAGACUUUACCCGCGUGUUCAUGCAAUGCAACCAGCUUUUGCUAGUAAAAUCACUGGCAUGUUGCUGGAACUGUCCCCCGCACAACUACUGCUGCUGCUGGCUAGUGAAGAUUCUCUCAGAGCCAGAGUAGAAGAAGCUAUGGAGCUGCUCAUUGCACAUGGAAGGGAAAAUGGUGCUGACAGUAUACUGGACCUGGGUCUUCUGGAGGCACCAGAAAAAGCACAACAACAGGAAAACCGCAAGAGGCACGGUUCAACACGCAGUGUGGUGGAUAUGGAGCUGGAUGACCCAGACGAUGGGGAUGACAAUGCUCCUCUCUUCUACCAGCCUGGCAAGAGAGGCUUCUACUCCCCUCGGCCCGGAAAGAACACGGAGGCCAGACUCAACUGCUUCCGUAACAUUGGCAGGAUAUUGGGGUUGUGUCUGCUUCAGAAUGAGCUCUGUCCAAUAACGCUGAAUAGACAUGUAAUUAAGGUCUUGCUCGGCAGAAAGGUGAACUGGCAUGAUUUUGCAUUCUUUGACCCGGUAAUGUACGAGAGCCUGAGGCAGCUUAUCCGCCAUUCACUGGCUGGUGAAGCAGAAGCUGUAUUUGCUGCAAUGGAUUUGGCCUUUGCCAUUGACCUUUGCAAAGAGGAAGGGACUGGACAGGUGGAACUUCUUUCAGGUGGGGUCAACAUGCCAGUAACUCCCCUCAAUGUGUACGAAUAUGUGCGGAAGUAUGCAGAACACAGAAUGCUGGUGGUGGCUGAACAACCGCUCCAUGCAAUGAGGAAGGGUUUACUGGAUGUGCUUCCAAAGAACGCCUUGGAAGAUCUGACUGCUGAGGACUUCCGAUUGCUCGUCAAUGGUUGCGGAGAGGUCAACGUGCAGAUGCUCAUUAGCUUCACCUCAUUCAAUGAUGAGUCUGGGGAGAAUGCAGACAAACUACUGCAGUUUAAGCGCUGGUUUUGGUCUAUAGUCGAGAAGAUGAGCAUGACUGAGAGACAAGAUCUGGUAUAUUUCUGGACAUCCAGCCCAUCCCUGCCAGCCAGCGAAGAGGGCUUCCAGCCAAUGCCCUCCAUUACCAUUCGGCCACCAGAUGACCAGCACCUCCCCACAGCCAACACGUGCAUCUCGCGCCUCUACGUGCCACUCUAUUCUUCAAAACAGAUACUCAAACAGAAGCUCCUAUUAGCCAUUAAGACCAAGAACUUUGGUUUCGUGUAGAGGUUAAAAAAAGAAGAGUUUAAAAAAAAAAAUGUAAAACAUGUUUACUGUUGUGUAAUAUUUACUUAGCUCCUUUUUGUAGAUUUAUUUUUUGUCUAUACAAUUUUAUUAAAUUUCGACAAACUGUCGCUAUCUCCCCAGACAGUAUUUGUGUUGUGAACACAAACUGUUAUAUUUAGUUCAAUUUUUGUUUUCUCUGUUAAAAAGUAAAAAGAUGUAUACAGUCCCAGAACAUUCCUACAUUGGCACUGUAAAAUGUAAAGCCCACAGCUCUGUUCGAUUAGCUGAAACGUUUGCUUCCCAGGAUUUUUGGUUUGACAGAAAUCUGUCUGCCGAAACCCAGCCAAAGAUGACGGCAGUAGAGGUAUUUGAAAUAACACACUGUGAUUAUAGUUUUCCUUCCAAGAAAAGUACUAUCACUGACAGUUCACUGCUGCCUUUCUGGAAUUGUUUUUUUCUUGUACAGGGGGAGUAGGGAAUUUCAAAAUAAAAACUUGGAUGCAAAA